This is a messenger RNA of Daphnia pulicaria, 687 nucleotides long. RefSeq names its product speckle-type POZ protein-like. Bases 1 to 687 code for a protein of 228 amino acids. The transcript has 2 exons. The record is from RefSeq and is a predicted model, not a curated record. Gene Ontology annotation, cellular component: cytoplasm; nucleus. Lineage: Eukaryota; Metazoa; Arthropoda; Branchiopoda; Diplostraca; Daphniidae. Gene Ontology annotation, molecular function: ubiquitin protein ligase binding. Gene Ontology annotation, biological process: proteasome-mediated ubiquitin-dependent protein catabolic process; regulation of proteolysis.
AUGGUUUACCAAAGCAAGUACGAAUGUCAGCAAUUGAACGGAAGUCUCGUUUUCUACUGCGAGAUUGAAUCUUACGCGAAAAAAGAACCUAUUACAGGCAAAGCUAAUCUAAUUCAAGACCAGUCAAUUAGUUGCAGUGAUCAGCUGAUUAACCAACUUGAAAAUUUGUUCGAAAACAUCAAGUACGCUGACGUCACUCUGAACGUCGGUGCUCAAAAAUUUCAAGCACACAAAAGUAUUUUGGCGUCAAGAAGCAAAGUCUUUGCAGCCAUGUUCGAACACCCGACCAAGGAGAAGCUGUCCAAUCAAGUGGAAAUUGAAGACAUCAAUCCGGAUGUAUUUCACGAGUUGCUACGUUUCGUGUACACUGCCCGUUUGUCGUCAAAGACCAUGGAGAAAAUGGCAACUCAACUUUACUUCGCAGCAGACAAAUACUUCUUGGAUCAGCUGAAGACCGAGUGUGAAGUCCAUUUGCUUCAUCAUAUGACUCCCGACAAUUGCAUGGAUUUGCUGCUUCUACUCGGCAAUGAACACCAACUGGUGGAUGAUUUGAAGAAUGAAGCCGUCGAUUUCUUUCGUCAUAAUCCAGUUGAAGUUAUGGCUACUGAUGGAUGGAAAAAGGCGAAAAAAGAUCACCCGAAGUUGUUGUGCGACAUUCAAGAAAUGGCCCUCCGCCCUGCUGUUUAA